AUGAGGAGGGAGAAUAGUCUUGGAACUCCAACCAUGAUGAAAGGUUCAGCUUCAUUCUCUUCUCUUUCAUCACUAAGUUCUCCAUCUUCAAAUCCUAACAUGAGUCAACCAAAUUUACUCAUUGAAGAAUUUGAUUUGGUUGUUGGAGCUGAUGGAAUCAAUUCUCAAACUAGAAAUUUAGUAUUUGGACCAGAUAUUCAAUUUAAAAAGUAUUUAAAUGUAGGAUAUAUGUGUUUCAUGGUUGAUUUGGUAAAUGAUGCAAACGAUAUGGAUCCUGCAAUAACUGGAGAGAAAAUAUCAUUGGAACAUUGUAAAAUAUUGAGUAAGAAAGUGAAGGAAGGAAUUGAAAGUUCUCACACUGUGUCUUUCCUUCUCGAUAAGGGACGAUACAUGACCAUUUCGAGAAAUAAGAAUCGUUGCUAUGUUUCUUGUGCAUUCACUUUGGAUGAGAUGGCUUCACAGAGUGAGGAAUCAAAUGAAGGAAAUACUGAGAGCAGUAAGAAGGACAAGGAAAAACGAACAAGCACAUCUGGAUCUUCAUCUGGCUCAUCUGAUGAAGAUAAAGACAAGAGCUCAGCAUCUUCAUCAUCUGGUAGUAGAAAACUCUACACUCGACAAAACAAGUUGGAUAUUGAUGUUGUCAAGAGAAAGCAAUUCCUUGUGGAAAAGUUUGCAGAUGUUCAACACCUCUUCCCUCAACUGAUUCAGUUAUUGGGUAAUUCAAAUUCAAUUUACUAUGAUGAUUUGGCUCAAAUUCACAUUGACAAGUGGCAUAAGGGAAGAAUAGUCUUGUUGGGAGACAGUUGUCAAGCACUGACUCCACUCAGUGGUAAAGGUGCUUCAAUGGCUCUUGUUGGGGCCAAGACUCUUGCUGACGAACUGAAACGAGUACUAGUUCAACAUGCCAAGAUGGAUGGUGUCGAUUAUAUUCGUGACAUUCCUGUGGAAAAAUUACUCAAUCAUCAGGAUAUGCCAUAUUUGAAAGAUGCUCUCGAAUCAUAUGAACGUAAAAUGCUGGAUCGUAUCAAGGAAAUCCAGAGGAAAACAAUUAGAGAAGGAGAUUUCUUUUUAACAACCUCUGCCUUUAAGCAAUUCAUUAGAAACUCGACACUGAAAUACAUGCCUAAAAAACUAUUCCUAAAGCUUUCCAAAAAGGAUGCUCAAUCCAAUGAAGAUCUUCAAUCUUCCAAACCUUAA
Messenger RNA from Naegleria gruberi, 1197 nucleotides. RefSeq lists its product as uncharacterized. The transcript has a single exon. NCBI's taxonomy places the organism in Eukaryota, Heterolobosea, Eutetramitea, Acrasida, Naegleriidae. The record is from RefSeq and is a predicted model, not a curated record. Bases 1 to 1197 code for a protein of 398 amino acids. Gene Ontology annotation, molecular function: FAD binding.